GCUUUUUGGGGGAAACCAUCGCUUCAGCCUGAGAGCCAAGUGGGCUUAGAUCAUCAUUACCCUUGGAGUACAGCUGCCUGCCAAGUUGGCAACGACCGCCCACUGGCCACUACUAGCAGUACUUACUACUGAACGCAGUCCUAACUUUGAGUGUCCGGUCGUCAAGGCUCCUUCUCAGGUUGUCAUGUUGCAUGCUUGUAGCUCCGAUAUGCCAACGUUAAAAGGGAAACUGGACAGGUAGGCACACCGUGACACCAGCAUGCCUGUGGCCAGAGUCAUGGUCUCAGUUGGGCUGUGCAGAUUGUAAGUUAAAUAUAAACUGAAAUCAUCCGAACAGUUUUCAGAAACACGAUAAGUUCGUUGCUCCGAGUCCCUAGCGUUCCCUCACUGUGCAGUUUAUGCUUGUACUAGAGGCUGGCCCUCAAGAGUCAAAACCUUCUUCUCCUCGUCUUCCGAGCUGGUCUCGCCCAUUUUCUUUUCCCAAAUGCUAGCAUCUAGAAUGCCGGGCUAUAACGCAUUGAAUGCCCUUGUGGUACGUGACGCAAGUACACUAUCCAUCAGCGAAUUUUUGGAACACCCCGACUAUCGUCAGAUUGCAUCUUUUUUUCUAGGUUGGGUUUUUGUUUGCAGUUUACUAUGCGUCGUGACCUCGCCAGUGAUGUGUCACCUAUAUCGAAAAUGCUCCAAGGCCUUCGAUGAGCGCAGGGGUCUGCAGCUAGACACUAACGGAAAUCGCGCUCUUUGGAACAAUUCUGAGAAACUUCAGGGAACACUUUUUUGGGGUGAUCGAAAUUCCACCAUACAGCCAUUGGAAGAUGAAAACUCUGCCCUUGUCUUGCUGCUUUCUCUUUGUUUCGCCUUUGCGAGCGUGGCAAACUUUUCGUCCUUGCUGUCAUUCAAUUCCGAUAGCGGUCCUUCUUCUUGCGCAUUUGUCGUUGCGUUGGGAGGCAUUUCCGCCGCCUGUGCUCGUUUCAUGGGUUUAAUCAUUUUAAAUCAUGAUCUACGUAAAUUCGAGCUGCGGCGGUGGGAAAUAUACGCGGCUUGGUCUUGGCUAGUAGUUGCCGGAGCUUUUGUGGUUGCGACAUGUGCCAUAAGCGUCGGAGCAGUCGUAUAUGUACUACAGCUCGACACGUACUUGUGCUACAGGACGAGCUACCUUCCUACCGCCGUGACUAUGUCCGUGAUGUUCGUGAUCCUAGAGCUCUACAUUAUCGGAAGACUAUUGUCUCUUAUUGCUCCGCCAUUCCUCGAGUUCAAGCACAGGAUUGGAGCGGCAACAGAUACGAGGGUACUUCGCGCACUUUCGCUCUUGCUCUUUGACCUUUUGAAUCUGGCACCCGGAUUGAAGUUGAUCGGUGUUAUUGGUGAAUUUGUUUCAUUCAGUAUAGGGGCACUUAUUGUGUUAGCGAUGUUCCGUAAACACCGAAGACAACCGAUUAUUGGCGAACCGAUACCUGUACCCAUGAGCCUUCAUGGUUCAACGGCCCGCACCAUUCACGUUUCCAUGCCUCCCAGACGCAGUGCACAGUCCCAUAUCCCUGGUCAUCCGUUCGCUGCUUCAACAGACUUCGCAACCACUCAGACCUACCGUACCUCUAUCGCGUCGUCGAUAUCAUCCAGUCUUUACAGUUACAACACUGCUGCUCGUAGCUGCCAGACUGGUACUGGUGUGGUCAGGGUUGCAUCGAGGUUAAAGUAUACCCAAUCGCGCCCCCAUUUACUUGAUCCGUCUGAGACCUCCAUUUCACUGGUUUCAAAUCAUGGUCACGAUGCACCUGCGGCAGAGUACACCAAGACCCAUUCUGGGCCACCCUCUGAUGCUGCUAGUGCCCGCCACAUCAUGCCUAAUCAGAGCGAGUACGUAAAUACCUUAGAGGGCCAUCAAGAUCCGACUACUCGUGGGGGUCUCCCGAUCAGGCCUCAAAUCAAGAUCACCACAUCGCAACCGAGGCAGCCCCCUGCGGCACUGAUGCCUCAGCCAAUAUCUACCGACUCUCUGCCGUACGGUUCCGAUAUCAUCGGGGCGGCCGGCUCUCGUGGCAAGGUGGACAUCACCAAGAGACCGUCUCAGCGUUCCCGUCGCAGUACACUGCCAUCUGACCUCAGUUUCUUGUUGCCUUUGGAGAGCGCACCGGCUUCUGUUGUUCACUUCCAUCGUAACAGUAUAGGUGCUCCUGUGACGCCCUCUGAUGAAAAGUCUUUGCGCUCAGAGGAUCGACAUGACCGGUGGUUGGCAUUUGGGCAGAGCAGUUUGUCUCCUACCAGGCGAAGGACCUUUGGUGAUCAAUCCCUUCAAUCAUUUGUUCCCCCGACAUCCCCUACGGAACAGUCGGUCACCAUUAUUCCACAUUCUUCAAAGCUGCUCACCCCGAGCCCCUUUGGAGAGCAUUCUUUCAGCAUUCUUAGUCUUGCUGCGUCCCAGCAAAAUAUUCGUAGACUUCCAUCGCUAAAGGUGCAAGAGGAAGCUGAAGAAGAUAACAGCCCCAUUGAUCCUUUCAUCCCGGUAUUUGCGACGUACCGUCGUGCCGUUCCAGCUGCCGGUGGGAUACGGAUUCGUGGACCACGUCCCCCUCCGAAGAUAUUUUCUCACUCCAACACUACACCGACAGCAAGUUCCUUUGGUGUCGCUGAAGUUCUCAGGACUAGCUAGCGGUGGGUAGGUAGAUUAACGACUCCAACAUGCUCCUUUUACGUAUCACUUUCGUCGAAGUUACUUACUCCAUUCGUGCCUUUGGCGGUACGGUAGUGCAUUUGUUACUAGCAGCAAUCCUUUAACAUUAUUACCCGGAUACCCUGGCGUGUUGCCGAAAUACAUCGCAGCGGUGCUUGGUCGCGCCCCUAUGAUAUUUCAACUGUAUAUCACUUUUCACAUGCAAUCAUAUAAAUGUUGGAGAUGCGCGCGUUCAUAGAUCUUACUCACG
Messenger RNA from Suillus clintonianus, 2921 nucleotides. RefSeq lists its product as uncharacterized. The record is from RefSeq and is a predicted model, not a curated record. NCBI's taxonomy places the organism in Eukaryota, Fungi, Basidiomycota, Agaricomycetes, Boletales, Suillaceae. Bases 485 to 2650 code for a protein of 721 amino acids. The transcript is spliced from 8 exons.